AAAAAAACAAGUUAUUCGUUGUUUAUAAUGCUUCUAUGUUCAACUGGGACCAAUCAAAUCAUUUAUUAUAGAGUCGCGUUGGCACACGAUGUGUCCUCAGUACACAGUCGUGGAAUAAUGUUGCUGCAUAGGCCCAAAGAUAUCAGUAGCGAAUGCGCCUUCUCACAAAAACUAAGAUACGACAUCUCCUUUGGUGGUGGUAUGUCCGACACCAUCACCUUGGUACUACGUACAUUAAGUGAAAUCGACUACGAGUGUCAAAUAGAAAUUGUGACGGAUAGAAACGUCCCAAACAUAAUAAUAGUUAUCAGAUUCCCCAACUACGUCGGAACCAUCUGUCAGGCCAACCCCCACGGGUUCAUGCUGCUGAAGAAAGACCGGUGUUACCUCCUAUGUGACCAAGUCGAGGAGAAAGAAUUUUAUACUUAUUACUUCGUUACGGUCGUCUCGCGUCGAUUCCGGUUCACCUUCAUUAACAACAGCAGCAUCAAUAGCGACAUGGACGCUAACAUGUACGAGGUGACAGCGACUUCAGCUCGAGUAUUGGGAGAUAAUGAGACAUGUCGCGAGUUCCUUAAUGAAACCAAAUGUACCAUUGACAAUGAGAAUUUCUGCGUUACGAACGGGGUCGUCUGUGAUGGGAUCAAUAACUGUGGAGCUAAAGAUUGGUUCGACGAAAAGUUAUCCGGUUGCUCAAUGGAAGCUCAAACGCUGGGGAUUACGCCUGUGAUCGCCAUCGGCUCGUUGGCCGUGUGUGCACUGCUCAUCAUGAUACACAUGCUGCUGCACUAUCUGCCACCCCUGGCCAAGUCCUUUUUUAUCUUCAAUGCGAACGAGGACAACAGAUUCUGUAUCGACCCUACUCUUAAACCACCGUUCCAUAAGAUGAAUGACGAUCAUUUCUCGACAAGAAGUAAAUCACUAGUGCCGGUUUUCUCCAGUACUUCGUCAUCUGGCGAUGAAGAAGAAGAAAGCAAGACAUAUAAGUCAGACCAAGUCCCGUCUACUUCCAGUAUUAAACGCGAUUUAAGGGAAGAACUUCAGAAGAAGUCAGCACUUCAAUUGAUUUCGGGGACAUUCCGCUCAGUGGCUGAAAAACUUUGGUUGCCUCUUCCGUCACCCCGCCCCCAGCGGUCGCAGCAGAAUUAAUCGGGAGCAGACGAAAUCUCACCCGAUAGAAAA
Molecule: messenger RNA, 1182 nt
Organism: Pectinophora gossypiella (pink bollworm)
Lineage: Eukaryota; Metazoa; Arthropoda; Insecta; Lepidoptera; Gelechiidae
Exons: 7
Coding region: 28-1149 (373 amino acids)
Source: RefSeq, a predicted model, not a curated record